CUGGCGCGUGGAAGGGCGGGCGGGGCUCAGUGCGCUCCGCUCCCCCCUCUCAGGCUUCCUCUCAUUCCCUCCUCCCGCUCCGCUCCUGCCGCUGCCCUCUCAGCCACUGCCGCCUGGUUCUCCGGCCUCCGCCAGCAGCCUCAGCAGCAGGAGCAGCGGCAGCAGCGGCGACGACGACCGGAAGCGGGUGAAGGCGGGAGCCAGAGGGAGUUCGGGGAAACGAUCCUUCCGGAAGUGACGUUUGACGUGGGCGGGACCUCGGCGACAAGGGGGCGGGGUCGGGGACACUUGGCCGCCGCCCCGGGCCGGAGGUGAGCGGGAUGGGACCUGCGCGAAGUGUUUGUGAGUCCCGCGAAGAUCUGGCUGAGUGCAAGCUGGUUUCUUUCCCCAUCGGCAUCUACAAGGUCCUGCGGAAUGUCACCGACCAGAUCCACCUCAUCACGCUGGCCAACAACGAGCUGAAGUCCCUCACCAGCAAGUUCAUGACCACAUUCUGUCAGCUUCAAGAGCUCCGCCUGGAAGGGAACUUCCUGCACCGCCUCCCCAACGAGGUCAGUGCCCUGCAGCACCUCAAGGCCAUCGACCUGUCUCGGAACCAGUUUCACGACUUCCCUGAGCAGCUCACCACCCUGCCGGCACUGGAGACCAUCAAUCUGGAGGAGAACGAGAUUGUGGAUGUGCCCGUGGAGAAGCUAGCCGCCAUGCCUGCCUUGCGCAGCAUCAAUCUCCGCUUCAACCCGCUGAACGCUGAGGUGCGCGUCAUCGCCCCGCCACUCAUCAAGUUUGACAUGCUCAUGUCUCCAGAGGGCACGCGGGCCCCCCCACCUUAGGCCUCCCUCCUCAUGCCCACCCAGAAGGGACAGAAGCCACUUGGCCUGGCACCCUGAGGGGAGGGAGUCCCAAGGGCCCGUGGGAGGCCAAGCUUGGAGGGCUGGGGAUGGGUGGGCCCAACAGCGCGUGGGAGGGGGUGCAGCGGUCCAGGAUAGAUAGCUUAGAGCUGUAGAGGGUCCUGGAAUGCCCAGAGGAGGAGGCGAGGUGGGGGCUAGAGCCAGGACUCUGGGCAUUCAUAGCCUCUGUGCAAACUUGGGCAGGCCCCCACCCUCUCUGAGACUUACAAUUUCGGGAAAGGGCUAGCGGCAGUGGGUCUCUGCCUCCUUGGGCUCCUUGGAGGCCUUUUAGGGAACACACGCCACCAAGUCUUCAAUUCCUCGGUAUCUUCUGAGCUCGCAGCUGAGCAUCGCUGAGCAUUUCCUGGGCCCCUGUGGGUUGAGGCCUUGCUUCUAGUGCUGAGAGCCAGUCGCUGCCCUGAGACGAACA
This is a messenger RNA of Myotis brandtii (Brandt's bat), 1317 nucleotides long. It is a transcript of the gene LRRC20, whose product is annotated as leucine rich repeat containing 20. Gene Ontology annotation, molecular function: protein binding. The transcript is spliced from 4 exons. The record is from RefSeq and is a predicted model, not a curated record. Bases 321 to 830 code for a protein of 169 amino acids. Lineage: Eukaryota; Metazoa; Chordata; Mammalia; Chiroptera; Vespertilionidae.